This is a messenger RNA of Recurvomyces mirabilis, 2763 nucleotides long. RefSeq lists its product as uncharacterized. The record is from RefSeq and is a predicted model, not a curated record. The coding region runs from base 1 to 2763 and encodes 920 amino acids. The transcript has a single exon. Lineage: Eukaryota; Fungi; Ascomycota; Dothideomycetes; Mycosphaerellales; Teratosphaeriaceae.
AUGGACAAGAUGGAACCGCGAGUCUCGCGUUAUAGGAGCCAGCGACGGGCACAGCAGCAAUUGGUCGAAGAAGACGAGACACCGGACGUGCCUCCGAUCCCUCAGGAUGAGGUGGAGGCUGGUGAUGGGGUCGUGAGGAGUCGGUCGAGGUAUCACCGGAAGAAUGCGACGAAUGCUGUGAACACUGCUGUGGAAAGUAGUCCGAAGGACGAGAGCGGGACGGGGAGUGGCAGGUAUGACUCUCCGCGACGAGAUGAGGGCAAUGCGAGGUCCUCGCCCGCGCAGAGGUAUAGGGGAAAGAGUGUACAUCGACAGCAGUCGCAGGAGAGUCCUCCCGCACGGCUGGGAGCGACUAAGGAGGUAGAGGCGCAGGUUGAUGCUGAUGGGUAUGGGAAUGCGCCUAGGAAGCUUAGCGCGUAUGACAAGGAAUUGAAUGUGAGGAAGGAUGAGUCGCCUAGGAAACAAGAUACUGCUCCGCAGACUGAGCUUUUCCCUCCUCCUCGCGCUGACCCUGUUCGUCCUUCGACUAAGCCGGUGGUCAUGGAUGGACCGCCUUCGUCCGAUAAGAUCCGGGCCACGAAGAGUACGAAUCAGUUGCCGCGAUUUGAUGAUGAGGAAGACGAACAGAAGGGAGGAUGUUUCGGCUUAUUCAAGCGCAAGCGAGGUGAGGCUACUCCAGGACACACGGAGAAGCGACCGCUUGCGCCUGCAACACAGGAUGUACCCAAAUCAGCUGUCAAUAGUGGUGACCGAAGAGUCCUGGUCGAAUGUGGCAAGUCAAAGACAGUCUUUCCCGUCACCAUCGAAACAACUCCAAUAGACAUCAUCAAAAGCGCAGCAACGGUAAUGUCCGAACGCAUCAACCCUCGCUCCGCAGUUCUGCUCGAAAUGUUCGGCAGCGUCGGUAUCCAACGUGCCCUACGCCGCUACGAGCACGUCCGCGACGUAAUGAACAGCUGGGACACCGACCGCCAAAACAGCCUCCUCCUCGUCGAUCCAGGUACCGGUACCUCCGAAGCCGAACUCAGUCUCGCCGGCGCACCGAAAGAAGAACCCUCCGAACAAAGCUGGCUUCUCUCCGUCUCUCAGAAACCAGGCAAAUGGGACAAACGAAUGAUCACUCUCCACCCCACCGGCCAGAUUUCCAUGCAACGCGAUCCCAACAAACCCCAGCAGACGGAGAACAUCUGCCACCUGAGCGACUUUGACAUUUACACACCGACGCCGGAGAAACUGAGGAAGAAGAUUAAGCCGCCGAAGAAACACUGUUUUGCUAUCAAGUCCCAGCAGAAAGCGAUCAUGUUCGAGUCGACGCAGAAUUUCGUGCAUUUCUUCUGUACGAAUGAUGCCAGGACUGCGGACGAGUUUUUCCGGGCGGUGCAGGGUUGGCGGAGUUGGUAUUUGGUUAAUGUGCUUGGGGAGGGAGGGAAGAGAGUCACGAAGGCUGCCGAUGCGACGCAAGGGGCAGCUCACCCGGGUGAGGGUAAGGGAGUGGCGAGGUCGGGGAGUAGGAGUCAUCAUCAGAGGGGUGCGGAUAGUGUGGGCUCGCAUUAUCAGUUGGGGUCUUUCCGGCCAUUGUCGAUGCAUGUCGGACAGUUCGAUAUGCCUGUGAAUGGGACUGAUGGUACGGGUGUUGAGCAACAGGGGCCUACGAAGUCUUCGGCUGGGUUCAACAAGUCGGCUAAUCAGUUCGAUCCUAUGGUCUCGCCUGAGCGGAGAACGAGCACGCGGAAGAAAGGUCAAACACAGCUUCCGCCUGUGGCUCCGGGUGGCAAAGUCUUGGCUGAUGACGAGCCCCUUGCGAACUUGGCCAGACGCGGGUCAGUGGACAAGAAAAGGACGUCCACGGAUGCUUCUGGGAGGCAGGAGGAAUUUGCUACGACGGGUUUACUUGGGAGGAGUUAUUCGCAGCGGCAGAGGGAUGUUGCUGAGAAGGACACGAGGAGAGUGGAUGCUUUCACCGCCGGACCUAAUUUGCUAAACGGUGGCUUGGAUGCCACGCGCGAGGAAGAAAGGAGUCAUUUCCGGAAAUCGCUCGAGAUUGAGGCGCCGCAGCGUGGGAAGUCGACACGAGUGGUCGCGCAGCAGAAUAGUAGUGGGGAUAUGCGGCGGCAUAAGUCUACGCGCGCUCCCAACAGCAGCAAUCACAACGAGCUAGGACGUUCAGGCUCUGUGCGGGAGAAGGUUCCGCCGAAGCCGCUCGUGGAUCUGACACCGCAGUAUCGCGAACCACUCCAACAUACGAAUAAAGGUAAGGCUUUCAGGCCUGAUCCAUCGGGUCUCGGGGGCUUGGUGGCUAAUGCCACGAGUCCGGAGGACUUCAUUGGGGCACCGCCAGCGAGCGAUUGGAGACGGAGUCCGAAUAACGUCGCGCAAAAUCCACCACAGCCACAGUCGCAACAUCAGCAAGGUGGCCUUCAACCCUCGAAAUCCACCCACCGUCGCGCAAACUCCGUGAACAAACGUCCUGAAACGUCGUCCCGUGCCAAGUCCGACGAGAACGCCGGAACAGCUUUCACAGGUGAAGGUCUCCUCGCGUCCUCGCAAGCCCAGGCCGGCUGGGGUGGAGGGGACAAAGGCCACGGUGUUGUUGUUGACGGGCCGAGGGCCAAGGCGCCAUUGGUGGAUUUUCAGGAGGCUAGUCGGUUUGUUCCGGGCAGUCUCCUGAACCGGGUGGAGGCUGUGGAGGGUGGUCCGGGGAGGCCGGUGAUCGAUCGGGAGAAGAGGGUGGAGAGGGAUGUUAGAGUUGGGGAGGGGUAUUAG